ACUGGAGUUGCCGGUGUCAAACUAAGCGUAGCUAUUAUGCCGCAUUGGUGGCCUAUUUCACCGGUCUAAAUGAGGAAAGUGAGCAAAAGUAUGGCAAAUCGAUCGCAUGGUUCCAACUGGCCGAGAAACGGAUCACAGAGGCUGAGAAAUUGGUAAAAGAUUUGAAAGAGAGUGAAACGACAAACGCCCCACAUGUCCACGGCGGACCGUUGCGCACCAACGUUCAAUUUGUGGCCGAAGCGGUUAGAUUCAAAUUACCACGAUUGAUUAAAGACAAUGAUUUUAUAUAUCACGAAAGCGUACCAGCUGCGGAAACUCUGGAACCAGUUAAAGGUAGGUUCCGUUGA
Echinostoma caproni is the source of this 347-nucleotide messenger RNA. The record is from the annotation of a GenBank genome assembly. NCBI's taxonomy places the organism in Eukaryota, Metazoa, Platyhelminthes, Trematoda, Plagiorchiida, Echinostomatidae.